GGCCGAGGAUGCCCGCGGCCGGCGCCGGGGGGGAGCGGAGGCCGCUGCUGGCGCGGAGGCCGCGGGCGCCCGGCCAGUGGCGGCGGGCGGCGGCCGCGGCGGCCGCGGUGCUGCUGGUGGCGGCGCUGGAGCGCGCCGCCUUCUUCGGCGUCUCGGCCAACCUGGUGCUCUACCUCAACAGCGCCAGCCUCCACUGGGACGGCCCGCAGGCGUCCCGCGCCGCGCUCGUCUUCCUGGGCGCGUCCUACCUGCUGGCGCCGGCGGGGGGCUGGCUGGCCGACGCGUACCUGGGCCGCGCCCGCGCCGUCGCGCUCAGCCUGCUGCUCUACCUGGCGGCCUCCAGCCUGCUGCCCGCCACCGCCUUCCGCGACGGCCGCCGCGCCCUCUGCGGGCAGGUGCCCGCGGCGCCGCUGGGGCCCGCCUGCCGGGAGCCCGCCUGCGCGCCCGCCGCGCCCGCCCCGGCCUGCGCGCCCGCCGUCUACUGCGGGCUGCUGCUGCUCGCCCUGGCCGCCAGCUCCGUCCGGAGCAACCUCACCGCCUUCGGGGCUGACCAGGUGAUGGAUCUUGGUCGCCACGCCAGCCGCCGCUUCUUCAACUGGCUUUACUGGAGCAUCAACGUGGGUGCCGUGCUGUCGCUACUGGUAGUGGCCUUUAUCCAACAGAACAUUGACUUCCUGCUGGGCUACAGUAUCACCGUGGGCUGCGUGGGCCUGGCCUUCUUCAUCUUCCUCUUCGCCACCCCCAUCUUCAUCACCAAGCCCCCCACAGGCAGCCAAGUGUCCUCUAUGCUGAAACUCGCUUUCCAAAACUGCUGUCCCCACCUGCAGCACCGACACUCUGUCAGAGACCCUCAAGGCGCCCAACUGCUGCCUGACCAGAGGUCUCCCCAGCCUGGCCCUUCCCCCCAAGAGGACAUUGCCAACUUCCAGGUGCUGGUGAAGAUCUUGCCCGUCAUGGUGACCCUGGUGCCUUACUGGAUGGUGUACUUCCAGAUGCAGUCUACGUAUGUCCUGCAAGGUCUUCAUCUCCGCAUCCCAAACAUUUUCCCAGACGUUCCUGCCAAUAGCUCCAUGGCUCUGGGAGCCCAGGGUAGCGGCUACAAGAUCCCGGAAGCCUGGCUCCUCCUGGCCAAUGUCGUGGUGGUGCUGAUCCUGGUGCCCAUGAAGGACCACUUGCUCGACCCAUUACUGCUGCGGCACAAGCUGCUUCCCUCAGCCCUGCAGAAGAUGGCACUGGGCAUGUUCUUUGGUUUUGCCUCUGUCCUUGUGGCAGGAGGCCUGGAGAUGGAGCGUCUACAGUACAUCCAUCGCAACCAGACAGUGUCCCAGCAGAUUGGGAAGGAUGUGUACUACGCGGCACCACUGUCCAUCUGGUGGCAGAUCCCUCAGUACCUGCUCAUCGGGAUCAGUGAGAUUUUUGCCAGUAUCCCAGGCCUGGAGUUUGCUUACUCAGAGGCUCCGCGCUCCAUGCAGAGUGCCAUCAUGGGCAUCUUCUUCUGCCUGUCGGGAGUGGGCUCACUACUGGGCUCCAGCCUCGUGGCACUACUGUCACUGCCCCGGGGAUGGCUGUACUGCCCCAAGGACUUUGGGAAUAUCAACAAUUGCCGGAUGGACCUUUACUUCUUUCUGCUGGCCAGUAUUCAGGCCGCCACAGCCCUCCUGUUUAUCUGGAUUGCUGGUCGCUAUGAGAGGGUAGCUCAGAGCCCGGCCUCCCAAAGCUGUCCCAGCAGGGAUAGGGGCUGAACACCGCCACCCCCGACUCCCCCUCGCUUCUCUCCCAGGACACAGGCAGCAGCAGUCCCAGGUGGGGGUUCCUUCAGUUUAUUCUGUACCCAAUAUUACGAUGAAAUGGUUCUCAUAAAUAAGGGGCAUAAGCCCUUCCUCACGA
Messenger RNA from Nyctereutes procyonoides (raccoon dog), 1887 nucleotides. RefSeq names its product solute carrier family 15 member 3 (gene SLC15A3). The record is from RefSeq and is a predicted model, not a curated record. Gene Ontology annotation, cellular component: lysosomal membrane. Bases 9 to 1742 code for a protein of 577 amino acids. Gene Ontology annotation, molecular function: transmembrane transporter activity. The transcript is spliced from 8 exons. Gene Ontology annotation, biological process: transmembrane transport. Lineage: Eukaryota; Metazoa; Chordata; Mammalia; Carnivora; Canidae.